Molecule: messenger RNA, 1209 nt
Organism: Saitoella complicata NRRL Y-17804
Lineage: Eukaryota; Fungi; Ascomycota; Saitoellomycetes; Saitoellales; Saitoellaceae
Product: PEBP-like protein
Exons: 1
Coding region: 1-1209 (402 amino acids)
Source: RefSeq, a predicted model, not a curated record
AUGGCAUCAAUAUCAAGAUCGACCUGUGCCUCCGCUCUGCGAGCAGCUGCCCCCUCCCGCCUCUUCCGCCAACAGGCAUACCGCACUUCCGUGAGAUGGAACAGUUCCUCGACUGAGCCCAACGCACGACCAGCGCCCGGAGACCCCGACACCAUCGGUACCGUCGAUCCCGCCGAUCAGGCUCCUCCGGCGUCACCUAUCCCUGCUGGUACUGCCAACAAAAACAGGAUUUCCAGAUACGCAAAACCGUACCCAAGACUCGAGUACCCCAAUCCGCCAUUAGGCGUCAAUCCAGCGUACGACGAGGCUCUAAAGGUCAUCGACGCCCACAGAGAAGUGAUCAAUGAAAAGAUUAGGCAAGAGAAGAGAAAGAUUACGCUGGCCACGGCAAAGCUCAACAAAUUCGAGCAGUUCGAAACGGGACCGGGCCGAGUUUGGAAGGACAACCUCGACGGUUAUUGCAAGAACCUUGAGUACUUUGAAGUUCAAAGAGACAUCGAUAGCCCAGAAUUCCGCUGGCGACACGAAAACGGCGACGUUGACAUGUCCAAGCCCGUUUUCCGAUACCUCGCCAAGCAAGAUUGGGAGUUCCGCCCUCUACCGGUUCUUAUGCAGCGUUUGGAGACUAUGUUCGUUGUUCCCGAUACUCUCCCAUCGAUCACGCCUGUGGUGGACUUGCGUUUGAGAUUCAAUGGAAGUCACAUCGUGGAACCUGGUAGCUGGGUGGAACUGGACCAGUGUACGAACGCACCUCCGGCAGUUGAGAUUGUUCCUUUCGAGGAUGGUGAGAAUACUUACACGGUUCUUCUGGUUGACCCUGAUACACCCAAUGUCGAGGACCAGACCUAUAACACUACCUUGCUUUGGGCGGUUUCCGACGUCAAGAUCUCGCCUACUUUCACCGAGUUCAACGCAGCACAUGGAACGGAGCACGCCCAAUUCAUACCUCCUCACCCUACCUACGGUAUCAAAUACCAUCGUUACACUAUGCUGGCUUUCCGCCAGCCUACCGAGAAGCUCAAGAUGGAGGGUUAUGAGAUUCCUGGUGGAACGUUCAAGUUCGAUCUCAGGACGUUUGUUGAGGAUCAUGAGUUGGAGCCUGUUGGUGCGAGCUUCUGGAGAGCUAAGUGGACCGAGGGUGUCAGUGAGCGCAUUGCGAAGGAGACUGGCGGAUUGGGUGGUCUUAAGUUGAAGAGGAUUAAGGCGUAA